AGAAAAUGGAAGAGCAACAAAGAGAAUUGAAAAGAACAGGGGGACCUUGGAUUUCAUUUCACAAGUCUCUCCAAACGUUAUUUUCAAUUAAACAUUUUGAACGCCCUGUUUUAAUGUACGUCCACCAGCUUUACAAGGAAUGGAUCAGAUGGAUUGUAAACCUUAUCAACCACUGUCAAAAGUUAGGUGUGAGAUGGAAUUGGCAUAUACUAGUUCUUCAGAUGAAAGUGAAGAUGGCAGAAGCCCCCACAAGUCCUAUAAUUCUAGAGAAACACUUCAUGAAUUCAACAAGGAGUUAAGGAUGAAUUACAACAGUCAUAAGAAAGAUACCAUGCAAACGGUUGAAGAAUCCAGACAAGCCUUGGAAUUCUGUGAGGCUCCACCAGUGCUAUGUGGUGGAUAUCAGACAGACAUGUGUGAUCCUUCCCAGCAUGGAUACCCAAUGAUAAUAGGUUCUGAUGUUGACACUGAGACAGAAGGAGCUGCAUCUCCAGAUCAAGCUUUAAGAUUGUGGAUGAGAGAAAUCAAAUCUGAACAUAGCUCCUGUCUGUCAAGUCGUGCAAAUUCAAUGCUUUCUCUCACUGACACGGAACAAGAAAGAAAGUCUGAUGCAGAAAAUGGUAAGGAAUAAAACUAAGCAGUUCUGUAAGAUGCUGUUUUGCAAUGACAUGUAUUCAAUUGACAUUAAAUCAAUUGUAUAUGCACGUUAAGAGUGGAGCUUUAUUCAGUGGUAUUGAAAGGCAUGGAUUAGUUUAACCUUGCAGAGUAGAUCAUUGCAUGAAUAUUAUGACAAUAGGAUUCAUGCCCUGAUGCAACUGCUGUGAGCUGACUCAGUUAGGACAGUGUGUUAAUUCUGCUGAUAUAUGUUAUUUUCACAAAUAUUUUGUACAUCCAAAGUUUGCGGUCCAUUGAAGGUCUCUAUGUUCUUGUUCUGUUUUAUUUUCUCAUCAGUUAUAGAAAUUCAUGCACAACAGACCAAGU
Molecule: messenger RNA, 981 nt
Organism: Rhincodon typus (whale shark)
Lineage: Eukaryota; Metazoa; Chordata; Chondrichthyes; Orectolobiformes; Rhincodontidae
Product: teneurin-1-like
Exons: 3
Coding region: 140-631 (163 amino acids)
Biological process (GO): signal transduction
Cellular component (GO): membrane
Source: RefSeq, a predicted model, not a curated record